Messenger RNA from Naegleria fowleri, 1020 nucleotides. RefSeq lists its product as uncharacterized. The record is from RefSeq and is a predicted model, not a curated record. Bases 1 to 1020 code for a protein of 339 amino acids. Gene Ontology annotation, molecular function: cyclin-dependent protein serine/threonine kinase activity; ATP binding; cyclin binding. Lineage: Eukaryota; Heterolobosea; Eutetramitea; Acrasida; Naegleriidae. Gene Ontology annotation, biological process: protein phosphorylation; G1/S transition of mitotic cell cycle; regulation of gene expression. Gene Ontology annotation, cellular component: cyclin-dependent protein kinase holoenzyme complex; cytoplasm; nucleus. The transcript has a single exon.
AUGAGUACUCUCACACUCAACCCCCAAACACAUCUAUUACAACAACAACAACAGAUGCAAGCCAUGAAUAAUCAAAAUCUCUUUAAAGGACUUGCCAGGUACGACAGACAGGACAAGCUCGGAGAAGGUACCUAUGGUGUUGUUUAUAGAGCCAUUGAUUUGACGAAUAAUUCAGUGGUCGCUUUAAAGAAGAUUCGUCUUGAGCACGAAGAUGAAGGAGUACCAAGUACCUCGAUUCGAGAAAUCUCUUUACUGAAGGAGAUGCACCAUCCAAAUGUUGUAAAUCUAAUUGAAGUGAUCCAUGGAGAUGAUAAUUUGCAUCUCGUCUUUGAAUUUAUUGAAUUGGAUUUAAAGAAGUUUAUGAACGAAUAUAAGAGAACUGAAGGCGAAAAGAAGAAGAGAAUUCCAAUUCCUAUGAGCUUGAUCAAGUCAUGUCUCUAUCAAAUUUUAAAGGGAAUUGCUUUUUGCCAUUCAGCUCGAAUCAUCCACAGAGAUUUGAAGCCACAAAACAUUCUCGUCCAAAAAACAAGAGACAAUGAUUUGAUGCUCAAGCUUGCUGACUUUGGAUUGGCUCGUGCAUUCCAAUUACCUUGUGGUAAACUUACCCAUGAAGUUGUGACCUUGUGGUACAGAGCUCCUGAAAUCUUAUUAGGAAGUGAAAGAUAUUCAACACCUGUAGAUAUUUGGUCGAUUGGUUGUAUCUUUGCAGAAUUGGUGAAUGGUACACCUCUCUUCCCAGCAGACUCUGAAAUUGACAUGUUGUUCAAGAUCUUCCAAACUUUGGGAACUCCAAACGAAGAGAUGUGGCCUGGUGUCAGCCAAUUGAAGAACUUUGCUAGCUUCAACAACAAGUUCCCCAAGUGGAAAGGUAAUCACUUGCAAGCAAUUUGCAACAGAUUAGAUGACACUGGUGUAGAUCUAUUGACGAGAAUGCUCGAAUAUCAACCAAGCAAGAGAAUUUCAGCAAAGGAAGCUCUCAAACAUCCUUUUUUUGACGAUUUGGAUAAGUCCAAGUAUUAA